AUGCCUGGCCGACCCAAUAACAAGUCGGAAUCCACAGACAUGGAGGGGAUCGCGGUCAUUGGAAUGGGAUGCCGGUUCUCCGGAGGAGCAAACUCCGUCGAGAACUUCUGGCAGAUGCUAUGUGACGGACGCACCGGGCAUGGAACCAUCCCGGAGAGCCGAUAUCAAGCCUCGGCUUGGCACCAUCCCAGCCAUGAACGCAAAGGCGCGAUUAAUCAUGAUAGCGGCUUCUUUAUUCAGGAAGACCCAUCCCGCUUUGAUGCCCCUUUCUUUUCUAUCACCGCCAAAGAGGCGGCGGGUAUGGACCCAGCUCAGAGAUUGUUGCUCGAGGUCGCAUAUGAAACCUUUGAAAACGGUGGAAUUCCGAUAGAUUCACUCCCUGGCAGUAAUACAGCAGUUUACUCUGGCUCCAUGACUAACGAUUAUGAGCUAUUAUCGACCAGAGAUAUCUAUGAUAUGCCCCAUAAUUCUGCUACCGGAAACGGGCGGACUAUGUUGGCGAACCGCUUGUCGUGGUUCUUUGACCUCCAGGGUCCGAGUAUCAUGAUGGAUACAGCGUGUUCUUCUAGUCUGACGGCAGUUCAUCUGGCAGCUCAGGCUUUGCGCUCUGGCGAGUGCGGAAUGGCCAUGGUCACUGGAGCCAGUCUCAUCUUACACCCUAAUUUUACACAGAGACUCUCCUAUAUGCACAUGAUGAGCCCAGAUGGAACGAGUCAUUCAUUUGACGAAUCAGCUAACGGCUAUGGCCGAGGAGAGGGUAUCGGAGCUGUGCUCCUAAAGCCCCUGAGCGCCGCGCUGGCCGACGGAGACAACAUCAGAGCCGUCAUCCGCGGCACUGGAAUCAACCAGGAUGGCCGGACCCCUGGAAUCACCUUGCCCAGUCCUACGUCUCAGGCGAAUCUCAUUCGCUCGACGUAUGAACGCCAUGGGAUCUCAAUGAGAGACACUGCGUACUUUGAAGCCCACGGAACUGGUACACCAGUCGGUGACCCUAUUGAGCUUUCAGCAGUCGGAAUGACCUUGGGUGAGGCACGUACACCAGAAGAUGAGUCGGUGUAUGUGGGCUCCGUGAAAACAAACCUUGGUCACACUGAAGGUGCCGCAGGAGUGGCGAGUUUGAUCAAGGUAGUUCUGUGCUUGGAGAAGGCUACGUUGGUGCCAAAUGCUGGUUUCAAAAACAUCAACCCCAAGAUUCGCACCGAUGAGUGGCGUAUACGCCUGAGUGAUAAGACAAUGCCCUGGCCAGAGCAUUUGCCUCAACGAGCCAGCAUCAACUCAUUUGGAUUUGGUGGAUCAAACGCACACAUUAUUCUGGAAAGCACCAAGGAGGCUUUCCAGGACAAUGUUGAAGACAGAGAGCCUGCCCCUCGGGUGGUGGUAUUCUCUACCUUCGAUCAAGCCGGCAUUGAGCGUCUUGGUGGCAACUGGAGUGAAUUCCUUCUUCGGCAAAAGCAGGCCGACCUGGAAAUUCCUCUGAAUGAUCUGGCUCACACCAUGCUGACCCGACGCUCGCAGUUGGGCUUCCGUAGUUUUGCGGUUGCUAACUCCCAAGACCAGUUGCAGGGCACCUUGGCCAAGGGACUUCCCAAAUUCGCACGGGCUAGUCGUAAGGCUCUCACACGGAUUGCUUUCGUCUUUACUGGCCAAGGUGGCCAGUGGGCGGGAAUGGGCCGCGAGUUGUUGCGGAUCAACACCUUCCGUGAAAGCAUGGCACGAUCUCAAGACAUACUGUCAUCCCUUGGGUGCCCCUUCGACAUUGUGGAAGAGAUCAAGCUUGAUGCCAAGGAAAGUCGCAUCAACCGACCUGACCGCAGUCAGCCCAUCACUUGUGCACUUCAAAUUGCUUUGGUUGAUCUCUUGUCCAGCUGGUCUGUUUAUCCCAACGCAGUUGUCGGUCACUCUAGCGGUGAAAUUGCUGGUGCAUACGCUGCAGGAUAUCUUUCCCAUGCCGAUGCCUUGCGAGUAGCAUGGUUCCGAGGUUUCUUCUCCCAGCAAAUUGCUGAGAGUGACAAGAGAGGUGGUAUGCUCGCCACUGGAAUUUCUUCCACGGAAGCCCAGAAGUAUCUUGACGAGUUGCCUCCUCGUUCAGUCGUGGUAGCCUGUGUCAACAGCCCCUCAAGCACAACCCUCUCUGGAGAUGUUGACCAAGUUGAUCUUCUUGAAAAGAGGCUGCAGCAAGAUGGUCACUUUGCUCGCAAACUCCGUAUUGACACAGCUUACCAUUCUCCUCACAUGGAGGAACUUGUGGAGGUUGUUGGAAAUGCCAUCAACUGCAUCAAGCCUGAAGACCGAUACGGUGACUCGAUUCCCAUGCUUUCAUCUGUCACCAAGGAGCGUGUUCAUGGGCCCGAGCUGGGUGGUGCAUACUGGGUGCGAAACAUGGUGAGCUCCGUUGAGUUCACUGCCGCGGUUUCCCAAUUGGCCAAACUGAGCGAGUCCACCAAAGGUCGUCGCCGUCCUGUUCCCAUCAAGUGGACCAGCUUGAUCGAAAUCGGUCCCCAUGCUGUUUUGAAGGGUCCCGUCAACCAGAUCUUGCAAGCGGUCAACAAGAACAUGGCCAUUCUCCCUUACCACUCACUGGUUUCGCGCAACCAGCAUGCGUUGAGAACCGCCCUCGAAACUGCUGGAUCACUGUGGAGCACAGGACACCCAGUUGACCUCUCUGUUGUUAACGCUGGUGUGGACAACACAAAGCCCGCAAUGCUUGCCGACCUACCUUCUUAUCCCUGGAACCACCAGACUUCCUUCUGGCACGAACCACUCGAGACAGCUCAGUUGAGACAGCGCAAGCAUUCCCGUCACGAUAUUUUGGGAGCGGCUGUUGACUACCAGAACGCGCUGGAACCACGCUGGAGAAACUUCCUCCGGGUCUCAGAGAACCCAUGGCUUGUUGAUCACGUCGUUGCUGGUUCCAUCGUCUUCCCGGCCGCAGGAAUGCUGGUUAUGGCUACCGAGGCAGCGCGUCAAUUAGCUGAUGGCCAGGCUAUCAAGGGUAUUGAGUUCCAGGAUGUUCAGUUCAUGCGCGGAGUGGUGAUUCCGGAGGAAGAGAGAGGCCUGGAAACCCUUCUCCAGCUGUCACCCCACCCAGGCCUGCCAGGCUGGUACCAAUUCGGCAUCUUCUCUCUUCCAUCUGGAGGUGGCUGGAUCCAACACGCGAAGGGCUCAUUUGCUACCCGAUACGAGAACGAGGCGGAUGACGAGCGCAAGGCAAACUGGUCGGCGUCACUAGAGCGCAUCAAGAACACACAAACAAAUGCGAAGAUGGCUGAUAUCCGAAAAGCAUAUGAGUGGCUGUCAGUUACGGGAGGACUUACCGUGGGACCUGCCUUCAAGACCAUCACAGGUGUUUCUUUCUGCGAGUCGGAGCCUCGUAUCUGGCUUUCUGGAGUUGUGACCGACACCAAGUCUGGGAUGCCUUAUGAGAAGGAGACCCCAAGUUUCAUUCAUCCCACGACUUUGGAUUGCCUAUUCCAGUCCGCUCUACUGUCUUGCUCCGAAGCACUUGAAAGCAACGACGCAAACAUCCCCGUUGGAGUUGACAACAUCUAUAUCUCCAACAACUUCCAACCUCAAACAGGCGAGCCAUUCGUCGUCCACACUGAGACCAAAUGGAAGGAUGGAAAAUCAAGGUCGCACUGUGUCGCCUCUGAUCCUUCCUGGUCGCAGCCCUGGAUCUCAUUCGACGGUGUGCAUCUCGGUCGUCUUCCCUACAACAACACGCAAAAGCAGGAAGAGUCGGCAUCCCAAAGCCGAUACUCGUCGAUCGUUUGGGAUGAGCACUUGGAAUCUCCCCUUGUCACUGGCGAGAUUCAUGACGGAGUAAAGAAGAUUGCAGUGGAGGCCAGCAGUCUGCAGCUGACUGACUGGAUCAAACGCUUGUGUCACACAUGCGGUGAUGCUACUGCUUUGAUCGCUACUUCCAGUGAAUUAAGCUCUUGGUCCAAGCUCCUCGAAGGCUUGACCCCUGCUGCCGGAAACCGACCUUGCCUAGGAAAGAUUACGCUCGCCCCAUGCGGUUCCGAUGAUGAAUCGGACAGUGCAAUCGUGGGCGCCCGUGUUACGCCUCUCGAUGCACUUGAUAAACUCCCCUCUUCUUCCCUUGCGGAAGAGAGCUACGACCUGGUCAUCAUUGAUGAUGAGCUCAGCCCAUGGAAUGAGAAAGCUUCUUCGGCUAUUCUGUCGGUUUUGCCGAAGAUUGUUGGUAGCGGAGGCUUUGCUGCGGUGCGUGUGUCAGAUGAAGAUCUCAACUCCGCGGUCACUGCGAUGCAAGCUUUGGAGGGUCUCGAAAUCCACAGUGUGACCCAGGAUCGCAAGUACAUUGUCAUGCGCCGAACUCCAGUGUCGUGGAGCACAGACAGAGAAAUCUAUGUGUUGAACCCAGCAGACACCGCCAACUCUGACGCUGUCUUCGGUCAUCUUGAAAAGAUUUUUGCUACCCAUGAUGUUCGACUCAUCUCUGUUGGAUUGGACCAAGUUUCAUCAUUGGAGGGCAAGACUGUGAUCUCAUUGCUUGAUCUGGCAAGCCCCUGGGUGUCCAAGUGGACAGAGAAAGAUCUCAAGCACCUCCAAAAGCUCAUCAAGGCCCAGUAUGUCCUCUGGGUCUCGCCCUGCUGGAGCAAGGGAGAUGCCGAGAACAUUGAAUCUGGUGCCACAGGCGGUCUUCUGCGAACCCUGCGAAAUGAGCAAUUCAACACCACAAUCCCUCAUCUUCUGGCGGAUGUGGAGGAUAUGCAAGAUCACCUUGGCUUGGCAUGCGGCAUCCUGCAGGUCAUGCAGCUCACCACCCAGGAGAGCCCCCGUCGGCCUGACCUUGAAUACCGACUGACAAGUGGAAAGCUUCUGGUUCCACGCGUUUUCAAAACCGCAGCGGUCGAUGAGGCUAUGCACACUCUAAUCGAAGGCCCAAGACCUGUCUUGUCGGAGCUGAGUGAAGACUCAAGGCCACUGCAGUUGAAGAUCGAAGAUGCCGAAAAUGCGAUUUGGCAAGAGCAAGCGCCCCUUGAAGAUCACCUUCUGCCAGAACAGACCGAGCUGAAGGUUGAGAUGGCCACCAUCUUUGAUGUUCAAGGAGAGUCGGGCAAAACUCCCGAGACAGCCCUUCCUAUGUUUGAAGUUGUGGCCCAAGUUGUUCGAAUUGGAUCGGGUGUUCGCGAUUCAGCCGUUGGCGACAAGGUCUUGACAUUGGCCUCCGCAGAUGCUGGACUGCCGACCACGUUACGCGUCCUCGAAAGUGAUACGAUCAGAAUUCCCGCCAACACUAAACCCGCACAAGCAAUCUCAGCACCCCUUGCGUACCUCAAUGCUUAUCAGAUCAUCACGCAAAUUGGCCGCCUGAGCUCAAGCUCCUCUGUCCUUUUAGUUGGGUCACCCAGUCAGACUCUUCGGGCUAUGAUUGAUUACUCUCUCGCGAUGGAGAUCCAAGUCAUCGUGGCUACCGACUCUCAAGUCGCGACUGACUCUCUUCGCUCACGCUACCCUUCGCUGACAGAUCGAAUCCUUGGCAUUCACAGUGGCCUAGAAACAAGUGUGUCUAGGCUUACCAAUGGAUGUGGAGUUGACGCCAGCAUUUCCUUCUUGGGUGGAUAUGCUGGCCGGAAUGCCGCCAAGUGUUUGGUUCAAGGUGGUCAGUACAUCAACUUGUCAAGCGACAUGAAGCUGAGUGCUCUACCUGAAUCUUUCAUUGACAGUGGUUGUACCUUCUCGUCCCCCAAGUUACAAAAGACAUUCUCAGAGAAGCCCGGCAGUCUCCAUGCCUCGGUCAGACAUGUGAUUGACUUCAUGAAGCAGAACCGGAUGCUGGAUCGCGUCGAGCCAUAUUCCUUGUUCCCUGUUUCUAGCAUCCAGGAUGCUAUGAAAAAUUGCAAGGAGACCGACACUCGAGCCAUCGUUGACUUGCAGGCUCCAGGAAAGGUUCCCAUUGUACUUCCUUUGCCUGAUCUUGCCGGCUUGCCGGCUGAGAGCACUUACAUCCUUGCCGGUGGAUUAGGAAACCUGGGUCUUGCACUUGCUGAUACCCUGGUGCAGUCUGGAGCUCGACACCUGGUUUUCCUCGGAAGAUCUGGUAGCGCGCAUCCCAGUCAGCAAGUGGCGCUUGAUCUCCUUCGCGAACAAGGAUGCCAGAUCGAUGUUGUCCGUUGCGACAUCUCGCAGCAAGGAGACAUUGAUCAUCUUGCGUACAAGAUCCGGAGUAAGAACUGGGCUGUUGCCGGUGUGAUUCAGUGCACCACAGUUCUGAAGGUAAUUUAUCCCAUCGCUCUCUUUCCCUUUUUUACACUUACUAAACACUCCUUACAGGAUGCCAUGUUUGAGAACAUGACUUUUGAAGAGUGGACUAAAUCCACUGAUUCCAAGAUCCGUGGAACAAUGAACUUGCACAACCUGUUCUCCAAAAAGGAGGAUUUGAGCUUCUUCGUGGCUUUGUCCUCGGUGGCCAGUGUUAUUGGUAACAUGGGUCAGGCUAACUACUCCGCUGGAAAUGGCUUCAUCGAUGCUCUUAUGGAGUGGCGACGUAACCAGGGCCUGCCUGGUCAUUCUAUUAAUAUAGGUCUUGUUCCCGAUGCCAGUGGGAUGAGUGAUAUUGCCGAAGACCAGGAGCAGCGCCGUCGCCGUUACAAGCAUCUUGAGGGUACUGAGAUCAUGACCUAUGAGAUCCAGAUCUUGCUGCGCGUCAUCAUCAACAGCAAGCUCUCUCUGCCAUCCCAAAUCAUUGCCGGUAUGACGGAUAGCCUCUCUCGUAGCAAUGGAUCUACCGCGUGGGUUUUGGAUCGCAAGUUCGAUCACCGUCUGUGCGUUUCUGUGGAAGACAGUGACUCUUCCAAGAUCACAACCGGUUCUUUACUUAAGGAGGCCGACUCCUUAGAUACCGCUACGCAGAUUGUCAUUGACGCUCUGUGUGAAUAUUUGGCAGAUGCAAUGGCCACUACACCUGACGCCAUUGACCCUGACUUGCCUUUGUCUGCCCUGGGUGUUGAUUCACUCAAGGCAACAUCUGUCCAAAACUGGGUCUCCCACGAGCUCGGUGCGGACCUUACUUCUUUCGAAUUCCUUGGCUCUCAGCCAACCAAGGCACUAGCUAAGAAGAUUGCCUCAGCCAGCUCAUUCGUCACUGAAUCAAGCUGA
Messenger RNA from Penicillium salamii, 7119 nucleotides. Lineage: Eukaryota; Fungi; Ascomycota; Eurotiomycetes; Eurotiales; Aspergillaceae. The record is from the annotation of a GenBank genome assembly.